UGACUACUUCGUACUUCCCGUGCCCUUCCCAUCAUUCACACAUAACUACUGCCACCUGCGCUGCGACUCUGGUCUUUUGGAUCGCAAUUGCGUCCCCAUUCCCGUUCACGCCCUCUCGUUUUGCGACUUGUUGUUGGCUGGUCACCGCACUUAUUAACUGCACUCGGAGUGUGUCCUUCGUCCUCGGAACUCUUGUUUUUUUUUCCCCACUGCUUCCAGUCCUCGAGUCCUAUACGCACGCAGCUAUUUUUACAGCCACGCCAAACAUUCUUCCACCUGUAAAUCUUCCUCCUACUACUACUAUACAUAUUUCGUUCCGAUCCGUCCACCCCAUUUUCACACGCAAUGUCUGCCCCGCAGCAAACGCAGGCCGUCUACCUGCUGCCAUUGACCGACGCCGGUGCUCCCGAUGUGCCUGGCCAAUACCUGUAUCUGCCGCCUCCGGAUCCGUCGUACAUCCUGCGCUUUCAGAUCGAGGGCACUAGCUCUAUAUGCCGCGAAGGCAGUUUGUGGGUGAACGUCCCCGCCAAGGGCGAUAAGUUCAAGCGGGAUCACUAUCGCGAGUACAAGCUCAAGCCAGACUUCAACGGUCGCUCCGAGAUCGACAUUCCCAUCUACGAAGCCAAUGCGUACUCGUUCUACACAACGUACUCGCCACUACCGCAAUGGUCCUUCACUGCCGUCACCCCAACGAAACCCACACAAACACCCGUAUACUACGUCGACGUCUGCCCUCUGCUCACCCUCAAGGGCCAGCAAUUGCCCAUCGAAUCCAUCAUUGUCUUCUCGUGUCUGUCCAAGUUCAUGGGAAAGUAUCCCGAUGAUUGGGACCAUCACUUGAGAGGCAUCAGUCAGCGCGGCUACAACAUGGUGCACUUCACCCCGCUGUCGAUUCGCGGUGACUCCAACUCACCCUACAGCAUCUACGACCAGUUACAGUUCGACAAGGAUCUCUUUCCAAAUGGCGAAGAGGACAUAGGUCGUUUAGUGAACAAGAUGCAGCAGGAGUACGACAUGCUGGCCAUGACGGAUGUGGUGUGGAACCAUACGGCAAACAAUAGCAAAUGGCUCGAAGAGCAUCCCGAAGCUGGUUACAAUGUCGAAACAUCACCAUGGCUACGACCGGCACUCGAUCUCGAUACGGCACUUCUCGAAUACAGCCGGAGCCUGAACUCCUUGGGUCUUCCUACUAAGCUCAAUAGUGUUGCCGACUUGCUGAAACUCAUGGAGGGAGUUAAAUCUCGUGUGCUUGGUGGGGCCAAACUUUGGGAAUACUACGUAAUUGAUGUGGCACAGAAUGCGAAAGACACUGUUGAAGCUUGGGUUGCUGGGCAUGUGACCUUCCCGGACAACAAUUUUAGCGACGCUGGUCUUCAGGGCCUCGAUGCGGUCAAGGGCUGGUCCCUGAAGCAAAAAGCCGACUGGGUUCUCGAACAUGCUUUUCACGAUGGCGACGGUUUCGGCAUCCGCUAUCAACGCCGUGUUGACCCUUCCUCUGGUGCUGCUCUUCUUUGCGCUCUUUUCGGUCGAUUUGAUACCCGUGCUGGCGGUUCUCCCGAUCAAAACGCAGCCCAACAAGCCAUGAGUCACAUUCUCGACGAGAUCAAUGUGAAGUUCUAUCGCGAAUAUGAUGGCGACGCCGCAGAGAUCCAGGAGCAACUCUUCAACAGAAUUAAGUACUGCCGUAUCGACGAUCAUGGACCCAAGAUGGGCGAGAUCACCGAACAGAGUCCGCUUGUCGAGCCAUAUUUUACACGUCUUCCACUCAAUGAAACCACAAAGCAUCACAAUCCUGAGGCACUUGCGCUGGUAAACAACGGAUGGGUUUGGGCCGCUGAUGCCAUGAAAGACAACGCUGGGCCCAAGUCUCGGGCUUACUUGAGACGAGAGGUCAUUGUUUGGGGGGAUUGCGUGAAGCUUCGCUAUGGAAGCGGCCCUGCAGACAACCCUUACCUCUGGGAUCGGAUGGCUCAAUAUACUCGGUUGAUGGCAAAACACUUUCAAGGGUUCCGCAUCGAUAACUGCCACUCGACGCCAAUCCACCUUGCCGAAUUUAUGCUGGAUCAAGCAAGAAUUGUCAACCCCAAUGUCUUUGUCGUUGCUGAACUAUUUUCUGGCUCUGAGGAGAUGGACUUCCAUUUCGUUAAGAAACUAGGUAUUUCUGCACUGAUUCGAGAAGGUAUGCAAGCUUGGAGCACUCAAGAGUUAAGCAGAUUGGUACAUCGCCACGGUGGUGUGCCCAUUGGCAGCUUUGAUACAGAUGCGGUCCUCAAUGCUGACUCCUCCACUGCACUCACGACUUCUGAUGGAGUGCGCCAAGUUGUCAAAAAGAUCAAGCAAAGCCCUGUUCACGCUCUGUUCAUGGACUGCACACAUGAUAAUGAGACACCGGCACAGAAGCGUGACGCACGCGACACCCUUCCAAGUGCCGCCUUGGUCGCAAUGUGUGCUUGCGCCACCGGCAGCGUUUUCGGCUUUGACGAGGUCUAUCCAGAGCUUGUUGAUCUGGUUCAUGAAAAGCGGUCAUACUCAUCGAUUAACUCAACAGAAUCGGUGCGAGCGCAGGCGGGUCAAGGCGGCAUUGGUGGCAUCCGCAAGAUUCUCAACGAGAUUCACGUGGAUAUGGGCAAGAAAGGGUACAGCGAGACGUACAUUCAUCACGAAAACGAGUACAUCACUGUCCAUCGGGUGAACCCACGCACCAGGAAAGGCAUCUUCUUGAUUGCGCAUACGGCUUUCCCCGGUUACGGCAAUGGUAAUGCAGGAUUUGGUCCCACGAAACUUCCUGGCAAUCAAGCCAAGCUCAUUGGUAGUUGGAGUCUAGAGGUUGACAACAGCCCAGAGACUCGCAAAGCAGUCAGGAGCGAUAAGACGAUAUUGCGGGGCCUACCCAGUCAUACAAAAGAUUUGCCAGGCAUUGUCGUCGAGUCAACAGGCGAUGGUGCCACAAUCGAAAUUCCCGAAUGUUUCCCUCCGGGUAGUAUUGCACUCUUUGAGACUUCCGUCGAGACUGCGGAACACAGCGAUGGCCUCGACAAAUUUGUCACUACUGGAGCGCGCGAUGCGUUCCGCGAAUGUGCGCUCCCGGACCUCAACAUCAUACUAUACCGCUGCGAUCCAGAGGAGCACGAUAUAUCCAACAACAAAGACGGCACAUAUAACAUACCCGGACAUGGCACCCUCGUGUAUGCUGGUCUUCAGGGGUGGUGGAGUGUCCUACGUGACAUCACCAACGAAAAUAACCUUGGUCAUCCACUCUGUAACCAUUUGCGGGAAGGACAGUGGGCUCUUGAUUACUGUGUGGGUCGAUUGGAGCGUAUCUCUAAGGAGAAGUAUCAGCACAUCCGGGGUCCGGCAAAAUGGCUCAAAGAGAGGUUUGACGCCAUCCGCAAACUUCCGAGUUACCUUCUCCCCCGGUACUUCGCCAUGGUAAUACAGACUGCUUACAACGCUGCCAUUGACCGAAGUAUACAGCUCAUGUCUGACAGCAUCCGCAAUGGGCAAACAUUUCUAAAAAGUCUUGCCCUAGUCAGCGUUCAAGUUACAGGCUAUACCAACAGUGCUUCACUAUGGCCGGAAAAGAGCGUGCCGAGCUUGGCCGCCGGUCUCCCGCACUUUGCACACGACUGGGCUCGUUGCUGGGGGCGUGACAUUUGCAUUUCAGCUCGCGGUCUUCUUAUGUGUACGGGUCGGUAUGACGAUGCCAGAGAGCACAUCAUGGCAUUUGCAAGCGUGUUGAAGCACGGCAUGGUUCCCAAUCUGCUCAGCGGCGGCAAAUUGCCUCGAUAUAAUUCCAGAGACUCUGUCUGGUGGUUCCUGCAGAACAUACAGGAUUAUUGCAACAUGGUUCCAGACGGUCUGGAUCUUCUUCAGCAGCCCGUGAAACGUAGGUUCCUCCCCUACGACGAUACCUGGUUCCCGCACGAUGACAAACGGGCCUUUUCCCAGUCUUCUACGAUAGCAGAGGUGAUACAGGAGGCAUUGCAGCGUCAUGCUACUGGUCUGGAAUUUCGCGAAUACGACGCUGGCCCCAACAUCGACAGUCAAAUGAAAGAUGAGGGUUUCAAUAUCAAGAUAUGGACGGACUGGGAAACCGGUAUGAUCUUUGGUGGCAACCAGUGGAACUGUGGGACCUGGAUGGACAAAAUGGGUGAAAGCGAAAAGGCGGGCAGCAAAGGAGUUCCCGGCACCCCCCGCGAUGGCGCCCCUGUCGAAAUGAUCGGUUUGCUGUACAGCUGUCUUCUGUGGGUAUGUCGACUUCAUGAACAGGGUGUCUACCCGUAUGGAGGCGUCACAAUCAACGAUGGAAAGCAAAAUAUAUCCUUCAAAUCUUGGGGGGAGCGCAUAAAGGCCAACUUUGAACGGACAUUUUACGUUCCCCGCAGCCCGGAGGAAGAUGGUAAUUACGAUGUCAAUUCCCAGAUAGUGAAUCGACGAGGCAUCUACAAGGAUCUCUACAGGUCGGGCAAAGAGUAUGAAGAUUACCAAUUGCGACCCAACUUCCCCGUGGCCAUGACUGUGGCUCCCGACCUGUUCGAUCCGGAACACGCCUUGUACGCUCUGCAGAUGGUAGAUCAGAAUUUACUCGGUCCGCAGGGUAUGAGAACUCUUGAUCCUUCCGACUACAACUACCGCGGAUUUUAUAUCAACAGCGAGGAUUCUGAUGACUUCCACACUAGCAAGGGCCGGAACUAUCACCAGGGUCCUGAGUGGUUAUGGCCAGCUGGCUAUUUCUACAGAGCGUUUCUAAAAUUCGACCUCCCGCGUCGCAAGACGGCCGAAGAGAGAGUUGAGAGCUACCAACAAGUGACACGCCGCAUGGCAGGAAUGAUGAAGGCGAUUCAGGAGAGCCCUUGGGCUGGUCUGACAGAGCUUACACAGAAGGACGGUGCUUUCUGCGGCGAUUCGUGCCCGACGCAGGCCUGGUCAGCAGCUUGUAUCAUUGAUGUAUUUCAAGACGCACGCGAAUACGAGCUGUUGCAGGCGAGCAAGCAAGGCUAG
Periconia digitata is the source of this 5001-nucleotide messenger RNA. Lineage: Eukaryota; Fungi; Ascomycota; Dothideomycetes; Pleosporales; Periconiaceae. The record is from the annotation of a GenBank genome assembly.